AUGGUGUUCCUUGUCGCUCUCGCCGUCCUGGCGGCAUGCCUCCUCCUUGUAGUCGACUACCGUCUGUCCGAAAUCAUCGCUUCCCACAUUUUCCAGAGCAUCGGCAAGAUGGAGGAGUUCCAGUCCGAGACCGACAGCGAUUACACCAGUUACUGGCGUGACUGGUUCAUCUCUUCGCGUGGCAACGAGUACUUUUGUGAGAUCGACGAAGAAUACAUCACCGACCGCUUCAACUUGACUGGCCUUAACACGGAAGUCCACUACUACCAACACGCCCUCGACCUGAUCACCGAUGUGUUCGACCUCGACUGUGAAGACGACAUGCGCGAGACGAUCGAAAAGUCGGCGCGCCAUCUCUACGGGCUCGUCCACGCGCGCUACAUCGUCACCACCCGCGGCCUGGCCAAGAUGGUCGAGAAGUUCAAAAAGUCCGAUUUCGGCCGUUGCCCGCGUGUCAUGUGCGAGAGUCACCCACUGCUGCCCUUCGGACCGAGCGACAACCCGGGCCUCAAGACGGUCAAGCUCUACUGCGCCAAGUGCGAGGACAUUUACAACCCGAAGUCGUCCCGCCAUGCGGCCAUCGACGGCGCGUACUUUGGCAGUUCCUUCCACAACAUCCUGUUCCAGGUCUACCCGGCCCUUGUGCCCGUCAAGUCUAGGAGACGGUACGAGCCCAAGGUCUUCGGGUUCAAGGUCCACCACGCCGCCGUCUUGGCUAGGUGGCAGGACGUUGUGAGGAGACAGCAACGGAAGCGGUUGGAGGAAGCCACCGUGGUCGCCGAAGGGCAGCAAUUGUUCAUCGAGGAUGCCGAGAGCAGCGACGGCGGCGCCGGCGACUUGGAUCGUGCCGAAGAACUCGAUGACGACGAGCUUGUCGGCGACAAUGGCGAUCGCAGAAUGGCUGCUACCGGUGGCGACACUGAGGAGGGUGUGGCCCUGUACGGAGCUGCCCUAGCUGCUACAGGACAGGCUGCGCACUGA
Fonsecaea multimorphosa CBS 102226 is the source of this 981-nucleotide messenger RNA. RefSeq lists its product as uncharacterized. NCBI's taxonomy places the organism in Eukaryota, Fungi, Ascomycota, Eurotiomycetes, Chaetothyriales, Herpotrichiellaceae. The record is from RefSeq and is a predicted model, not a curated record. The transcript has 2 exons. The coding region runs from base 1 to 981 and encodes 326 amino acids. Gene Ontology annotation, molecular function: protein kinase regulator activity. Gene Ontology annotation, cellular component: cytoplasm; protein kinase CK2 complex.